Molecule: messenger RNA, 1747 nt
Organism: Conger conger (European conger)
Lineage: Eukaryota; Metazoa; Chordata; Actinopteri; Anguilliformes; Congridae
Gene: dnd1
Product: DND microRNA-mediated repression inhibitor 1
Exons: 5
Coding region: 169-1278 (369 amino acids)
Biological process (GO): mRNA stabilization; negative regulation of miRNA-mediated gene silencing
Cellular component (GO): cytoplasm; nucleus
Molecular function (GO): mRNA binding
Source: RefSeq, a predicted model, not a curated record
GUCCUAAUUGUCCUUGGGGUAUGAAUUGUCCAGGUGUAUUCCUGCCCUUCGCCAAAUGUUUGGUGGGAUAAGCUCCAAACCCCUGACCAAGAGGAUGGAUGGACAAAAUCCACCUACAGGUUUACAAAAUCAUAGAAAGAAGACUACUACGAACUCGAGGACAUCGUAAUGGAGGUCCAGCGAAAGCAGGUCCUGAAUGUGGAGAGCAUCGCUUCCUUGGAGUCAUGGAUGCAGAGGACUGCCACCAAACUCGUCCAAGUGAAUGGCCAGAGGAAGUAUGGCGGGCCACCUCCCGACUGGACCGGUCCGGCACCAGGGCCCGGGUGCGAGGUUUUCAUCAGCCAGAUCCCGCGGGACGUGUACGAGGACAAGCUGAUCCCGCUGUUCCGCAGCGCGGGCCCGCUCUACGAGUUCCGCCUGAUGAUGAACUUCAGCGGGCAGAACCGCGGCUUCGCCUACGCCAAGUACCGCGACCCGCACAGCGCCGCGGCCGCCAUCCGCUCGCUGCACCAACACCCGCUCCAGCAGGGGGCGCUGCUCGCCGUGCGCCGAAGCACGGAGAAGAGGCAGCUGAGCCUGGGGGACCUCCCGCCCGGCGUGGACCGCGACAGGCUGCUCCAGGUGCUCAGGGACCUGUCCGACGGCGUGGAGUCGGUCUCCCUCAAAUUCGGGAAGGGCAGGAGGAAGGUCACCGCCAUCGCGCACUACACCUCCCACUACAACGCCUCCAUGGCCAAGAAGGCCAUCUGUGAAGCGUUUAAGAGGAAAUUUGGGAUCGUCGUCACGGUGAAGUGGUUCAGCUUCUCCAGCAAGCCCAGGCUGGACGAGGAAGAGGAGGAGGAGGAGGAGGAAGAGUUGGGGGGAACCUUCCCAGCCCCGAAGGUAUUCCCCAAACCGUGCCCUCUGCCCCCCUGCCGUCCCCUGGACCACGACCCCCGCCCUCCUCCUAGCCCCCAGGAGAACCUCUGGAACCUCCUUACCCCCAGCCGCGGCCCCACCCCGCCCCGGCCAGACGUCCCGGAGCUGAAGGACGCCGUGGCGCUCCUGCUGAGGGUCUGCGAGGCCUUCAAGGUGGGGCCCCCCCUGUACGACCUGCAGUUCCUCCACACCGGGGCCAACGGCUUCCUCUACUUCACCUACAGAGUGCUGAUCCCAGGGCUACCGGAGCCCUUCACCGGGGUGGCUCACAUCCUGCCGGGCACCAGCGCCCCCUUACUGCGCUACGAGGUGCAGCGGGCGGCAGCCGAGCGCAUCCUCAAACGCCUCUCCCAGCCUUGAGCGCCCGUCGGCGCGGGCUCCCGAUUUUACCGUUUGGGUUGGGAUCUGUGUGUGGUCUUUCAGUCUGUGGCUUUUUAUUUUUUUUUAAUUUUCAUUUUAAAUAACAGAUUUUAUUUGAGAUUUUGCACUCUCCUUGUGUUGUGAAGAUGAAAAAGGAUGGCCGUUAUUAGUUUGAAAGAAGAAUAAUGCACUGUAAAGCAAGCGAGAUGCAGUGAACGGAUGAGGUCAGAGCCUGCAGACUUGUUGUUAUGGUAACAGAGUACCCUUCUCUCUGGGCGUGUGUUAUUUUACCGUUUUCUUUUGCACUUCUGUAAAUAGUUUGAUUUAUUUUUUUUCCCUUUCCCCACGUUUUUGUAUUUCCUACACGAUUGCCUUUCAUGACACCAGAUUGCUUUAACAAUUAUGCACUAAAUAGACUAGGAAAUGUGUUAAGCACUGUCCAUUGUUUUUUUGUUUUUUACUCGUUCUC